Molecule: messenger RNA, 2901 nt
Organism: Rotaria sp. Silwood1
Lineage: Eukaryota; Metazoa; Rotifera; Eurotatoria; Philodinida; Philodinidae
Source: the annotation of a GenBank genome assembly
AUGUAUAAUCAAGUAGUAAUUCUCAAAGGGAAUACUGGUUCAGGCAAGAGUACUCAACUGGUUCAAUAUUUGGUCGAUGCGGGGUUGGCCGAUCGAGGACAAAUCAUUUGUACUCAACCUCGACGUUUGGCUGCACGACUAUUAGCUUCUCGUGUAGCGGAAGAGUUUGGAUGUCAACUGGGUAAAGAGUGUUAUCAUCUUUACACUUGCGAUACUUACGAAUCAUUGGACCCUUAUGCUCGAGCCGAAAUUCUUUGCAUUCAACCAACUGUAGCUGUGCUCAAACUGAAAUAUCUGAAAGUAGUCGAUGAUUUCUCAAAAUUCGACUGGUUGGAAGCCCCAUCGGCCAAGAGUCUUCAAGAUGCGGUUAGUGCUUUGACCUGGAUCGGUGCUCUUGAUUCACAAACGGGCAAUUUGACUAACUUGGGUCAAGAUAUGGCGAUACUUGGUCUUGAGCCUAUGCUUUCGGCCAUGAUUUUAGCCGGAAAAGACUAUAACUGUUCCAGUUAUACAAUAGCUCUAGCUGCUAUGCUGACUGUAGCACAGAAUAUCUGGUGGCGUGGCAAAGACGAACGAUUAAAACAGCUAAGCAAUGAAAAACGAGCUUUGUUCGUCUCCACUUCAGGUGUUGGCGGUGAUUAUCUUUUACUUUUGCGCAUCUUCUUGGAAUGGAAUGCGUUAGGCAAUAAUAGAGACUUGAAAAGGGACUGGUGUCACAAGUAUAUGAUCAAUGGUAAAUCUCUGAAAAUCGCUAGUGAUUUUAUUCGAGAAACUUCAUCUCAAAUGCGUCAUCAAUUUCAAAUAAAUUCUAAAGAAUUGAAUGACGAUCUACCUGAUCGCAUCAUACGUUGCAUAUGCGCCGGUUUCUUUCAGCAUUUGGCCAUUGCAAAAGACACUGCUCGUGGUAGUUACCAACUUAUAAACAAUAUUACACCUACGACUGCACAACUGCAACCAUGGUCAACGCUCACAUAUACUCAACAGUCGACUAAAUUCGUACUCUAUUUCGAAAUACUCAAUCUGAGCAACACUACUCUUUUGUGUGUAGCAUGUCCAGUUGAAGCGAAAUGGUUGAAUCAACAUUGGCUCAAAUCUAUACCACAAAUAGCUCUGCUGAGUACACUUCAAAGUUAUGAUUUCAAGAAUCUUGGUGUAUCACUCUUGCUUUCCAUAGUCGGCAAGGGUCGUUGGAAACUGCCGGCUCUUGAAAAAUCCCUGCAAGUAACUUUCGAAGUUAAUUAUAAACAAGCGAUGCUCACAAUCUGGGGUCAACCGGACAAACUUGCCGAAGCGAAACGUCAACUUCAACUAAUAAUAGAUCGAGAAAGUGAAAAACUUCGUACCGAAGUACAAGAAUACGAAAUCGUUGUUCGCUAUGUGACCAUGAUUCAGGCCAGUCCAGGUGACAAUUCGGCUUCAGCUACCUAUUUUACAUGUGAUGAUGCUCGACAAGCUGUUACUAGAUUAUCACAUGAAAUAUGGGAUGGACAGGAGAUUAAUGUCAGUCCCAGUUAUGCACGUACGUCGGUCUAUACAACUACACAAAAUUGCAAGUUGAAAGCUCAAUGGUUUAUGACCGAGUCCGAGGGUCGUGGUCGUGUGAAUUUCAACCAAGAACAAGCAGCACAGAAGGCCUGUACAGUGUUCAAAAAUACAAUUUAUCGUGGACGACCGACAAGAGUAGAGUACAAGAAAAAUAUAAAAGAAUCUGGUAAAGACGAGUUAAUAAUCGAACUUUUUGAAUUGCCAUCUGAUAUUGAUGAAGAAGUUCUUCUUGAAGAGCUCAAUCGGCACCGUCUAGCUAAUUUUAUGACAAAUGUGAUUGUAUUUCGCAAGAACCUUCCAUCAGAUAGUCCAUUAGACAAAUUCAACGAGACAGCUGACGAAGACAUUAUGGAUCUAAUGCAGUUCAAAUCUCUUUUCACAGAUCGCCAAAAGUUUAAUUCUGUACCAGAUAUUCAAAUUCAUCCAUGUACUGUGGAUGGUCGUGUCGUUGCGUCUAUUCUCUUCAGUGAUCCUCGUGACGUUAUGACGGCAAUGAACAUGUACAAAAAAGAUACUUCUGAUCCGUUAAAAUUCAAGCAAUUCAAAAUUCAUUUUGUGCCUAACAUUGAUCAUAUCAUUGUACUCAAUGCGGAUUUGGCAAAGGCCAUACCACAUCAAAUUGAGAAAGCUAUUCAGACGAUCCAAGCUGAUCCUCAAUUACCUGAUAUAAGAUUAGUCGAUGAGAUCACCUCCGAAGACAAUCAAGAGAUUAAACAGAAAGCACGUAAUAAUGUUUAUCGAGAAAUCGAUACUUACAUUCAAAAAGUACUUCCUAAACGUGUAUAUUCUAUUUCUAUUAGAAUUCCUGAAGUUUGUGCUCGUCAGUGUUUAGAGAGAUCAAGUGAAAUCUACGAAUUAGGUAAUGAAAAAGCCAAAUCUGUAAUCGGAUUCGACAAGGUGGCUCGUCUUGCAACAAUAGCUUAUCAAAUUCACAUACGCGAACCGAAAAAUGAUCUUGCCCAAUGUGUAGGCAUCGAUUGUAAACAGGUGUAUCGUCCCUCAGAAAAUUCGUCAAUUUAUUUCUGUGAUCAGUGUAUGAAGGUGUAUUGUAUAGGGUGUCAAGUUGAAUAUCAUACAAAUAUGACAUGUAAAGAAUCUCAAGCAGUAAAACAGAAAGAAAAAGAUGCUGCUUUGCUGAAGUAUAAUCUAGGCGAUCUGCCAUACAAGCGUUGUCCAAAAUGUCAAACACUUAUUGAGAAAUAUGCUGGAUGUAAUGCUAUGAAAUGUACGCAAUGUAAUCUAGCCUUUUGCUGGGUAUGUACGUUAACGGAUGAAGAUGAUGUGCAUUUUCACUAUAAUGACAAAAACUUUCCAUGUUACGGCAAAUGUUUCGAUCUCAUGGAUCUUGUGUCAUAA